Cherax quadricarinatus is the source of this 27640-nucleotide messenger RNA. Lineage: Eukaryota; Metazoa; Arthropoda; Malacostraca; Decapoda; Parastacidae. The record is from RefSeq and is a predicted model, not a curated record.
AUGGAUUGCACGCCAGGCUGGCCUAAAGUUUGGGACCAACUGCCAUACAAAAAGAAAGUCACAGAUUGGCACGAUGAAGUGAAACAACUGAUGUGCUUUGAUAGACAAGUACAGAAAUUAGUUUCUAGCCUCAGUUCUCGUCUUUACCAAAAUUUGCGCCUCGCAUCCAAUGUACACCUCACAUCACCAGUCUACAAUGAAGUGGAUGCUCUUGUCUUAUCUACUAACUAUGCUCCCUAUUAUGUUCUCAACGCAUUAAGAAAGAUUGUUGAAAAUGGAUCACAAUUUGAAAACAUGACAGAGAAGUACUAUGCCUUAAAAGUAAUGAGCCAUGUUCGUCAAGGAAUAUGCAUUCGUGAAUGGGAAGAGUUUAUGGCAAGACAACCAUCUCAGCAGUCUUUGGAGAUGGGCGCAUUGCUGGUUGCAAAAUGGUUCCAGCCACACACAGAUAUUAACAUUAAGCAGAUGAUAAGUGAGAUUGAUGGUAUGGCAGAGAAAUGUCUUAACAAGUUACGUGUUAUUCAUCCAGACCAUCCAGCACUCUCAGCUGCACUUGUUCCUGCUCAUCUUGUCUUACAAGACACAAAAUGGUCUGCUGAUAGAUGCAGGCAACUCUUCAAGUGCAUUAAUCAUGUGUUAUUUACUCAGAUGAAAAUAUCAGGAAACAAUGAAGACUAUUACAACCUCAAAAACUUUCUCAUAAAUGAAGUACUUACAUCAAAAAAAGGAGUUCCCAUUACUCUGUGUAUAGUAUAUAUGGCUGUGUGUCACAGACUGGGCCUGCUUUUGGAGCCUGUUAACCAUCCAAAUCAUUUUGUCAUCAGGUGGAAAAUACCUGGAACAGAUGAGUAUGACUACAUAGAUGCAUUCAAUAAGGGUCGACGACUUACUGUUAAGGAAUUACAGUUAGAAAUGCCAGCCAGUGCUGGGCUGGAUCAGUUGCCUGUGACAUCAUGUGAGGCAAUACAGGUUUUCUACCGGAUGAUCAGAAACAUUAUGAAUGUUGCUCAAAUGCAAGGCCAAAUUUUUGAGCAUAUGGAAUUGUUCUGCCCUGCUACAGAACUCUUGAGUCUGCUGAUCCCAGAUGAUCGUAGUGUCCAGGAAUUACUACUAAGAAUAUACUACUCAUUAGAGGUUCACUAUGAUCGCAUUGUGGCUGGGUGUCGUCGUCUGUUGCUACAAGGCCCUUCUACAAUACAUGAAAUGCUAUCUGACUGUGAAGAGAUACUGAAGAAUCAGAGUGAAGCACCUAAACCCAUCAUUCCUAAUUUGAGAAAUGAAGAAAUUGCUUAUGCCACAGGACUGGUGAUGCAGCAUAAGCGAUAUGACUACUUGUGUGUCAUUUUUGGAUGGGAUAUGGAGUGCAAAAUGCCACCACAAUGGGUGCUUCGAAUGGGUGUACAUCAUCUUCAUUACAAGACCAAGCAGCCCUUUUAUAAUGUUCUUGUCUAUGAUGGUUCACACAGGUAUGCAGCUCAAGAGAAUUUAGAGGUGGCAUCACAUCCAAAACCUGUCAGUCAUGCAGACAUUGGCAAAUACUUUAAGGAGUUCACAGGCACGCACUAUAUACCUAAUUCAGAACUACAGCAACAGUACCCAGAAGAUGAGCCUGUUAGAAAUGAAAUCUUAAGAGUGAGGGGACUUUUGUAACAUCCAUGCUAUAUAAGAAAAUCACAGGGUAUAACAUGCAAAUACAGUGGACCCCCGGUUAACGAUAUUUUUUCAUUCCAGAAGUAUGUUCAGGUGCCAGUACUGACCGAAUUUGUUCCCAUAAGGAAUAUUGUGAAGUAGGUUAGUCCAUUUCAGACCCCCAAACAUACACGUACAAACGCACUUACAUAAAUACACUUACAUAAUUGGUCGCACUGGGAGGUUAUCGUUAAGCGGGGGUCCACUGUACUUAUUAUGCAGUCUUUUAUAGGCAGAAUUGGCCAUACAAGCCAACAAACUGCCUUAAAGAUAGAUGUUUUCAAGAUUUUUUCAUUAUAAAUUGAAAUAUAUAUUUUUAUGAACUAACAUUGUGUGCAUUUUUUUAUUUUACAUCAAAAAUAAAUUAACCCUUUCACUGUUGAGACCUCUGAUCCUGAAGUCCCUGUCGAAAAAUAUUUGAAGAAAAAAAAUAAUUAUUUUUUUUCUUGCCAAAAUCUUCAGAAUAUUUUAGUGAGCGUUUCAAAAGAAAAAAAAAUUGCAAUCACUACUUACCAAGAUAUAAAGGCGUGAAGUUGACAGUGAACUGCUUAUGGCAACAUCGGCGACUGCCGCUCAUUCAUUAAUAUUAUUUUUACUUUUAUUUUUUAAUAUUUUAUUUUUUUCAAGUAACUUUUGUGACCUGUGAGACCAAUAUAAUGUGUAAUGCAUAUAUAUCUACUUGUAUGCAACAUAAUAACCGCACAAACGUUAUCAUUAUAGUGUUUACAGAACUUGUUGACACAAACCAACAAUAAAAAAAGUUAUUACUAUUGUUCUAUAGUACAGUGGACCCCCGGUUAAUGAUAUUUUUUCUCUCCAGAAGUAUGUUCAGGUGCCAGUACUGACUGAAUUUGUUCCCAUAAGGAAUAUUGUGAAGUAGAUUAGUCCAUUUCAGACCUCCAAACAUACACGUACAAACGCACUUACAUAAAUACACUUACAUAAUUGGUCGCAUUCGGAGGUGAUCGUUAUGCGGGGGUCCACUGUAUAUACAUACACAUAUAGAGUCACUGGACACAUUCCUAUAGCUGCUACAGCUUGUGGACGGUUGUUUGUGUACUCACCCAUUUGUACUCGCCUAUUUGUUGUUGCAGGGAUUGAGUUAUAGCUCCUGGCCCUGCCUCUUCACUGAUUGCUACUGGGUCCUCUCCCUUCCUCUGCUCCAUGAGCUUUAUCAAACCUUGUUUUAAAACUAUGUAUGGUUCCUGCCUCCACUACAUCACUUUUUAGGCUAUUCCACUUCCUGACAACUCUGUGACUAAAGAAAUACUUCCUGAUGUCCCUUUGACUCAUAGGAGUCUUCAACUUCCAAUUGUGACUCCUUGUUUCUGUGUCCCAUCUCUGGAACAUCCUGUCUUUGUCCAUCUUGUCAACUCUUCACAGUAUUUUAUAUGUUGUUAUGUUUCCGUUGACCCUCCUGUCCUGUGGAUGGUUGAAGGCAGCCUUUGUUGUUGUUGUGUUGAGAGCAGCAUGGCUGGUGUCAAAUGACACAUUACAAAACCACCACCACCACCACCACCCAUUACCCAUACCGUCUUCCCCAACAAGCAUACUGUCUUUCUCACCACCCAUAUGGAAAUAAAUCAGUUUGACUUUCUUGGGUUAUCUUAGGUUGAUGGUCGUUUAGGUUUUCAGCACUAUUUCUGGUAUCCUGGGCAUUGCUUUUGGGCACAAACUCCUCAAAACCAUAAAAUUCAUCUUCACUGACACUUCCAUCUGUAUUAGAACUAUCACUUAGGAAGAGAACAGUCCCAGUUUGCCAGGGAGUGAGGUAUAUAUUACCGCAAAGCAUGGUAAACAAGGCCUACUGAAAUGGGACUCCAACAAUGCACCACUGGCUCCCUGAUUUUCUUAUAAUGCGCACACUGACCACACAGACCCAUUCUCUCAAAUGGAGCUGUACCAGCUUACUCCCUCUAGUUUUGAAGUCGCUAGAAUUUUGGCUUAUUAAUACAUCGCCAUGAGAAAUUUCAAUUACUCUGAUAUGGAAAACACGAAGAAAUUAAAACUUCAUCGGAGUAUAAAACAAAUUCCAACCACACAAUAGAGCGAAAAACUAAUGUCAAUGACCUAGGAGUGAUCAUGUCAGAGGAUCUCACUUUCAGGGACCAUAACAUUGUAUCAAUCGCAUCUGCUAGAUAAAUGACAGGAUGGAUAAUAAAAACCUUCAAAACCAGAGAUGCCAAGCCCAUGAUGACACUCUUCAGGUCACUUGUUCUAUCUAGACUGGAAUAUUGCUGCACACUAACAGCACCUUUCAAGGCAAGUGAAGUUGCUGACCUAGAAAAUGUACAAAGAACCUUCAUGGCAUGCAUAACUGCGAUAAAACACCUCAGUUACUAGGAACGCUUGAAGUUCCUCAACCUGUACUCCCUGGAAUGCAGGUGGGAGAGAUACAUAAUUAUAUACACUUGGAAAAUCCUAGAGGGAUUAGUACCAAACUUGCACAUGAAAAUCACUCCCUACGAAAGCAAAAGACUCGGCAGACGAUGUAACAUCCCCGCGAUGAGAAGUAGGGGUGCCAGUAGCACGAUAAGAAACAACACAAUAAAUGUGAGGGGCCCAAGACUGUUCAACUGCCUCGCAGCAUACAUAAAGGGGAUUACAAAUAGACCCCUGGCUGUCUUCAAGCAGGCACUGGACAGGCACUUAAAGUCAGUACCUGACCAGCCGGGCUGUGGUUCGUACAUUGGAUUGCAUGCAGUCAGCAGUAACAGCCUGGUUGAUCAGGCCCUGAUCCACCAUGAGGCCUGAUCACAGACUGGGCCCCAGGGGCAUUGACCCCUGGAACUCUUUCUAGGUAUUCUCCAGGUAUACAUAAUAUUUUAUUUAUUAUCACACUGGCCGAUUCCCACCAAGUCAGGGUGGCCCGAAAAAGAAAAACUUUCACCAUCAUUCACUCCAUCACUGUCUUGCCAGAAGGGUGCUUUACACUACAGUUUUUAAACUGCAACAUUAACACCCCUCCUUCAGAGUGCAGGCACUGUACUUCCCAUCUUCAGGACUCAAGUCCGGCCUGCCGGUUUCCCUGAACCCCUUCAUAAAUGUUACUUUGCUCACACUCCAGCAGCACGUCAAGUAUUAAAAACCAUUUGUCUCCAUUCACUCCUAUCAAACACGCUCACGCAUGCCUGCUGGAAGUCCAAGCCCCUCGCACACAAAACCUCCUUUACCCCCUCCCUCCAACCUUUCCUAGGCCGACCCCUACCUUGCCUUCCUUCCACUACAGACUGAUACACUCUUGAAGUCACUCUGUUUCGCUCCAUUCUCUCUACAUGUCCGAACCACCUCAACAACCUUUCCUCAGCCCUCUGAACAACAGUUUUGGUAAUCCCGCACCUCCUCCUAACUUCCAAACUACGAAUUCUCUGCAUUAUAUUCACACCACACAUUGCCCUCAGACAUGACAUCUCCACUGCCUCCAGCCUUCUCCUCACUGCAACAUUCAUCACCCAUGCUUCACACCCAUAUAAAAGCGUUGGUAAAACUAUACUCUCAUACAUUCCCCUCUUGGCCUCCAAGGACGAAGUUCUUUGUCUCCACAGACUCCUAAGUGCACCACUCACCCUUUUCCCCUCAUCAAUUCUAUGAUUCACCUCAUCUUUCAUAGACACAUCCGCUGACACGUGCACUCCCAAAUAUCUGAAUACAUUCACCUCCUCCAUACUCUCUCCCUCCAAUCUGAUAUCCAAUCUUUCAUCACCUAAUCUUUUUGUUAUCCUCAUAACCUUACUCUUUCCUGUAUUCACUUUUAAUUUUCUUCUUUUGCACACCCUACCAAAUUCAUCCACCAAUCUCUGCAACUUCUCUUCAGAAUCUCCCAAGAGCACAGUGUCAUCAGCAAAGAGCAACUGUGACAACUCCCACUUUAUGGGUGAUUCUUUAUCUUUUAACUCCACGCCUCUUGCCAAGACCUCAUCUAUAAAUAUAUUAAACAACCACGGUGACAUCACACAUCCUUGUCUAAGGCCUACUUUUACUGGGAAAUAAUUUCCCUCUUUCCUACAUACUCUAACUUGAGCCUCACUAUCCUCGUAAAAACUCUUCACUGCUUUCAGUAACCUACCUCCUACACCAUACACCUGCAACAUCUGCCACAUUGCCCCCCUAUCCACCCUGUCAUACGCCUUUUCCAAAUCCAUAAAUGCCACAAAGACCUCUUUAGCCUUAUCUAAAUACUGUUCACUUAUAUGUUUCACUGUAAACACCUGGUCCACACACCCUCUACCUUUCCUAAAGCCUCCUUGUUCAUCUGCUAUCCUAUUCUCCGUCUUACUCUUAAUUCUUUCAAUAAUAACUCUACCAUACACUUUACCAGGUAUACUCAACAGACUUAUCCCCCUAUAAUUUUUGCACUCUCUUUUGUCCCCUUUGCCUUUAUACAAAGGAACUAUGCAUGCUCUCUGCCAAUCCCUAGGUACCUUACCCUCUUCAUACAUUUAUUAAAUAAUUGCACCAACCACUCCAAAACUAUAUCCCCACCUGCUUUUAACAUUUCUAUCUUUAUCCCAUCAAUCCUGGCUGCCUUACCCCCUUUCAUUUUACCUACUGCCUCACGAACUUCCCCCACACUCACAACUGGCUCUUCCUCACUCCUACAAGAUGUUAUUCCUCCUUGCCCUAUACACGAAAUCACAGCCUCCCUAUCUUCAACAACAUUUAACAAUUCCUCAAAAUAUUCCCUCCAUCUUCCCAAUACCUCUAACUCUCCAUUUAAUAACUCUCAUCUCCUAUUUUUAACUGACAAAUCCAUUUGUUCUCUAGGCUUCCUUAACUUGUUAAUCUCAAUCCAAAACUUUUUCUUAUUUUCAACAAAAUUUGUUGAUAACAUCUCACCCACUCUCUCAUUUGCUCUCUUUUUACAUUGCUUCACCACUCUCUUAACCUCUCUCUUUUUCUCCAUAUACUCUUCCCUCCUACUUUGUAAAAACUUCUCAUAUGCUAACUUUUUCUCCCUUACUACACUCUUUACAUCAUCAUUCCACCAAUCGCUCCUCUUCCCUCCCGCACCCACUUUCCUGUAACCACAAACUUCUGCUGAACACUCUAACACUACAUUUUUAAACCUACCCCAUACCUCUUUGACCCCAUUGCCUAUGCUCUCAUUAGCCCAUCUAUCCUCCAAUAGCUGUUUAUAUCUUACCCUAACUGCCCCCUCUUUUAGUUUAUAAACCUUCACCUCUCUCUUCCCUGAUGCUUCUAUUCUCCUUGUAUCCCAUCUACCUUUUACUCUCAGUGUAGCUACAACUAGAAAGUGAUCUGAUAUAUCUGUGGCCCCUCUAUAAACAUGUACAUCCUGAAGUCUACUCAACAGUCUUUUAUCUACCAAUACAUAAUCCAACAAACUACUGUCAUUUCGCCAUGAGGCAUAUCUAUAUACUAUACAAUGGUACCCCAAGUUUCAAACUGCUCCCAACUCGAACAAUUAUGUAAGUGUAUUUGUGUAAGUGCGUUUGUAAGUGUAUUUUUGGGGGUCUGAAACGGACUAAUCUAAUUUACAUUAUUCCUGAUGGGAACAAAUUCAAUCGGUAUUGGCACUCAAACAGCAUUCUGGAAUGAAGUAAAUUUGAAACUCAGGAUACCACUGUAUAUAUAUAGUGGGGUUGGGGGGGGGGGAGUCAGGAGUUGUUGAGCUCCAUCAAAAUUGCGGUUCCUUGCUAGCCCCAGAGAGGCAGUUUGUGGAAAAUUUGCGUGUGAAACCAUAAAAUGCAUAUACACAUUUAAACAAACAUGAAGGAAACAUCAGCGAACACAGAAAGGAAAAAAAUGUGGAUUAUAGUACCAGGUGGAGAGUGCCAUUCCUAGAAUAUAUUGGAAAUAGGCCUAACUAGCGACUUAGUGCCAGGUGUCAACAAAGUGAAAAAUAACCAAACAGAUUUUGAACUGUCGUAUAAAUGAUAUAAGUAAUAUAGCCAGUGAUAAGGAUAUGUAUGUACAGUGAUACAGCGAACUAAAUUCAUAGCUAAGAGUAAUAUAAAUUAAUCCCCAGUAUAGACUAUACAGUAAUGCCAGGCCUCAGAAUAACGGCUGUUAUUGGAGGGUGCCAUGCAGGAAAUGUGUUUAGCAGUGAGCGUAGAUCAGUGAGGGAAAAUAAGAAAUAUCAGGGAUUAGCAUAAAUUCAAAGAGCAGAAAAGCUAAGAAACAAAAAAGGACUAUUAUUAAAACCACAGGGAAAUAUAAAAUAUAAUUAUUAGUAAACGUUUAGAAGGAGUGCAGGUUGUGAACUAGGCCUAUGGUGUUUCCACACAGUUAUUGUGUUGUACAGUAAUGGAAGGAUUUCUCAUCUCGUCAUUCGUAAUAUAGUGAGUGACGAGGUACUGAUGUUCAGUGAUAUAGUGAUCUUAAAUUGUGGAUUACAACAAUCUUGUCAAAUACCCAAUACAUAGUGCAUAAUAUAUGGAAUAUAUACAUGGGACGUACACCACCAGCAAAUACUUAUUGCCAGAGGUCGGCAGACAAAUGUAAAUAUACAAUCAGAUGAAUAUGGAAUACAGUGGACCCUCAACCAACGAUGGCAUCGUAUAACAUUAAAUCCGACUAGCGAUACAUUUUAAAGCAAAAAUUUUGCCUCGACUAGCACUAAAAAACUCGACCAAUGCGAUUCGUUCCGUUCGAGACGCGUCCACUUGUGGCCUGAGCGCGCCUCACUUGUCCCGUUGGUGCCAGUGUUUACAAGCCAGCCAGCCACCGCGGUCCCAUCCAAACAUACAAUCGGAACAUUUCAUAUUAUCACAGCGUUUUUAGUGAUUUCACCUGCAAAAUAAGUCACCAUGGGCCCCAAGAAAGCUUCUAUUGCCAACCCUACAGCAAAAAGGGUGAGAAUUACUCUGGAUAUGAAGAAAGAGAUCAUUGCUAAGUAUGAAAGUGAAGUGCGUGUCUCCGACCUCGCCAGGUUGUAUAAUAAACCCCAAUCAACCAUCGCUACUAUUGUGGCCAAGAAAACGGCAAUCAAGGAAGCUGUUCUCACCAAAGGUGCAACUAUGUUUUCAAAACUGAGAUCGCAAGUGUUAGAAGAUGUUGAGAGACUGUUAUUGGUGUGGAUAAAUGAGAAACAGAUAGCAGGAGAUAGCAAUCAUAUGUGAAAAGGCUAGGAAGUUGCAUGACGAUUUAAUUAUAAAAAUGCCUGCAACUAGUGGUGGUGUGAGUGAAUUUAAGGCCAGCAAAGGUUGGUUUGAGAGAUUUAAGAAUCGUAGUGGCAUACAUAGUGUGAUAAGGCAUGGUGAGGCUGCCAGUUCGGACCAAAAAUCUGCUGAAAAAUAUGUGCAGGAAUUCAAGGAGUACAUAGAGGCUGAAGGAUUGAAACCUGAACAAGUGUUUAAUUGUGACGAAACAGGCCUGUUUUGGAAGAAAAUGCCAAGCUGGACCUACAUUACUCAGGAGGAAAAGGCACUCCCAGGACAUAAGCCUAUGAAAGACAGGCUUACUCUGUUGAUGUGUGCCAAUGCUAGUGGUGAUUGCAAAGUGAAGCCUUUAUUGGUGUAUCACUCUGAAACUCCCAGAGUGUUCAGGAAAAACAAUGUCUUCAAGGCUAAUUUGUGUGUGCUGUGGAGGGCAAACAGUAAGGCAUAGGUCACUAGGGACUUUUUCUAUGACUCGUUACACCAUGCAUUUGCCCCCACUGUGAAAAGUUACCUAACUGAAAAGAAAUUGGACCUUAAGUGCCUCCUGGUAUUAGACAAUGCUCCUGGUCAUCCUUCAGACGUGGCAGAGCGACUUUCUGCAGACAUGAGCUUCAUUAAGGUCAAGUUUUUGCCUCCUAAUACCACUCCUCUCCUGCAGCCCAUGGACCAGCAGGUCAUUGCAAACUUCAAAAAACUCUACACAAAAGCUAUGUUGGAAAGGUGCUUUGUAGUGACCUCGGAAACUCAAUUGACUCUAAGAGAGUUUUGGAGAUAUCACUUUAGCAUCCUCAAUUGUAUAAACCUUAUAGGUAAGGCUUGGGAGGAACUGUGGCCAGAAUGUGUAGACAAUAGGGAUUUUGAAAGAUUUGAGGCUAACCCUGAGAAGCAUAUGCCAGUUGAGGAAUCCAUUGUGGCAUUGGGGAAGUCCUUGGGGUUGGAGGUUAGUGGGGAGGAUGUGGAAGAGUUGGUGGAGGAGAACAAUGAACAACUAACCACUGAUGAGCUGCUAGAUCAUCUUGAACAGCAAGAGGCCAGACCUGAGGAAACUGCUCCGUAGGAGGGGAGAGAGAAAUUGAGGAAGUUGCCUACUUCAAAGAUUAAGGAAAUGUGUGCAAUGUGGCAUAAAGUGCAAACCUUUUUUGAUGAAAAUCACCCUCACACAGCAAUUGCAAGCCGUGCUGGUGACUAUUACACUGACAAUGUUGUGAAACACUAGGAAUGUCAUAAAGGAACGGGAGGUACAAGCCUCUAUGUACAGAUAUGUUGUGCGACAGAGGUCCAGUGACUCUCAAGCUGGUCCUAGUGGCAUUAAAAGAAGAAGGGAAGUAACCCCAGAAAAGGACUUGCUACCUCAAGUCCUAAUGGAAGUGGAUUCCCCUUCUAAACACUAACACCAUCCACACACACCCCUCCUUCCAUCCCAUCAAUCAUCACCAGAUCUUCAGUAAAGGUAAGUGUCAUGUAAUUGUACAUAUCUUCUUCAGUUUGUGUGUAUUAAAAUUAAUAUUUCAUGUGGUAAAAAUUUUUUUAUUCAUACUUUGGGGUGUCAGGAACGGAUUAAUUUGAUUUCCAUUAUUUCUUAUGGGGAAAAUUAACUUGACUAACGAUAAUUUCGACUAACAAUGAGCUCUCAGGAACGGAUUAAUAUCGUUGGUCGAGGGUCCACUGUAUUGUAUAAGUUAUAUAACAAAGGAAAAGGAUAUUAAUGGACAGUGAUAUAGUGAACUGAAAUUGUGGAUAAGAGUAAUUUUAAUUAAUCCCGAGUGACAGUGUACAAUCUAUGGUGUAAUUAUAUGGGAACUUUCUGCACAAGUGCCAUGCACAGCACUAUCCUCUUUCCAGGGCCAGCCCUCCACCCACCACCCCACCUCCCAGUCCACCUCACCUCCCAGUCCACCUCCUCGCACUCCUACCAUCUUUCCACUGCCUCCCACUUCCCAUUUAUUUAUUUAUUUAUUUAAUAAUUUGAACAUACAUACAGAGGUACAAAAAAUACAGGUAAGAGCAGCAUGCCAAAGCCACUUGUAUGCAUAGCAUUAUGGGCAGGCUUAAAAUUAACUUAAGAUUAACUAAGCAAUGAUGUAAUCAAUGAUAAAACAUUAUUGUAAACAGAUAACAAUAAAGCACAAAUGAGUAUUACAAAGGCAGGUCAUAUGGUUGCAUGCAUUGCUGUACAUUCAGUAGAAUGGAGUAUUCUGUUAGGUAGUGUAUUUAAAAAAUAACAAAGUUAGAUUGGGUCUUAGGUUUAAUAUUUAUGUGAUAUAAUUGUGAGAAACAUUUAAGAUAUAUAAUUUAUAAGAUUCAGUUAUUCAGUAUUUAUUUGGUUUUGGGUGAGUAAGUGAUCUUUGAGAAGAGACUUGAAUUUAUAAACAUGUAGUGUUUCUUUUAUAUUUUCAGGUAAUGAAUUCCAGAUUUUAGGGCCUUUUAUUUGCAUUGAGUUUUUGCAUAGCGUGAGAUGGACACGAGGAACAUCAAAGAGUGAUCUGUGCCUUGUGUUAUGGUCAUGUGUUCUGUUGAGGUUGGCAAGGAGAUGUUUGAGGGGAGGGUUAAUAUCAGAGUUAAGUGUUCUAUGUAUAUAAUAGGUGCAGUAAUAAGUAUGGAUGUUUUGUAUGGUGAGUAGGUUUAGUGUUUUGAAUAUUGGUGGAGUGUGCUGCCUGUAUUGGGAAUUUGUUAUCAUUCUGACUGCAGCCUUUUGUUGGGUAAUUAGUGGUCUGAGAUGGUUAAUUGUUGUUGAGCCCCAUGCCACACCCCAUCUCCCAGUCCACCUCCUCACACCCCCACCCUCUUUCCAUGACCCCCACCACACAGCCCCCCCUCUCGAACUCCUUCCUGCCUUCAUUCCACGGAUCCUCACCUCCCAGUCCACCCAUAGCAACCCACCACCCACCACAUCCACGUGCCCAGGAAGUGAAAAUGGAUAGAAAUACAGUCUAUUGUAUAUGUGAAAAAAAUUUUGGGAGAAAUAUUAGAGGCAUUGCUUGUGAAAUAUUAUGUGGAGAAACAUCCCAUAUAUCAUGUACAAAGCUUCAUGCAACCAUGAGAAAUGACCAAAAACAAGAAAGUUGUUUCUGUAUUUGCCUCAGUGAGGUGGAAAGCUGGGCGGGCAUAAGAGAGGUAUUGAAAAGUAAAAACCUAGAAAGUGUAAGAAAGUUCCUAAGGAGCUUGCCAGAUAUAUACAAAGAAUGGAAAUCAGGGGAUAAGGAACCAGAAAAGGAGGAAAGCACAGAUAAAGAUGAAAGCCAAGUAGUGGAAUUAAAAGUGGAAAACGUCAUAUAGAACAAGUCAGAAAAGAACGGAACAUGGGUACAUAACAUAGUGGAAAGGGAAAGGGAGGAAGAGAAAGCUAGAGCAGGAACAAACAAACAUGAAAAAAGGGAAGAAAUGCACCUAGGUGAAAGAGAACUAAGAGAACUCAGAUCAGGUGGCAGAACUUGGGAAAGACACAAAACAGUAAAUAUAGGUAGUCAAAACAUUUGCAGAUACUAUGCAAAAGGUAUGUGCCUAUAUGGCAGAGAUUGCUGGAAUAAACACACCAGAAAAUGUGCCAACAUGUUGAGGAAGGAAAAGCGUCAUUUCAACAAAGAGUGCAGCAUGUACUUCCAUCCAGUAAUGUGUAAAGCUUCAGCACAGUCCAGAGAAUAUUAUGACCUGAGCUGCCCAGACCACCAUAUAAAAGGAAUGCUAUGCUACAGAGUUAGCAGAGAGGACAGAUGGGCAGCAAAAUGGGGAGUACCACACCAGGCAUCAGCCAAUCAGGGCUGAAUAAGCAACCAAAUGCAAAUUCAGUACUGGAGAGCCCAGGGGUUUGUACACCAGUGGCCAUACCAGGUUGUACAUAACCAGUGGUACUAACGAAGCACAAAGCAAGACAAAACAUCCCAAAUGGUAAUUCCUGCUUCAUAUUUGCAAAUAUUCAGGGUUUGAAAUUAAAAACGACAAAGCUAGUUAUGUCAGCGGGCUCCUAUCAGAAGUGAAUGCCAUGUUUCGAACAUUUACAGAAACACAUACAAGGGAUGUUUUGGACGGAGAGAUAAAGAUAGAAAACUAUAACAUGUAUAGAUGUGAUAGGAUUAACAGGUCACAGGGAAGAGUAGGAAUCUAUGUAAAGCAUGCUUUCUGUUGCACAGAAGUGCUGAACUCUGUGAAUGAUAUACUAGUAAUAGAAAUCCUCGGCAUUAAAGUUGAAAAUAUGAAUUUGAUAAUUAUCCUAGUAUAUAAACCACCAUCAUCAACUGCUGAGGAAUUCACAGAGCAGCUAAGGAAGAUAGAUAGUUAUGUGGAUAAGGUAGAAAAUCCCACACCAAAUAUUUUACUCCUUGGAGAUUUUAAUCUCCCUCAUGUAAAAUGGAAGAUGGUGUAACACAACAUUAUACCAGAAAUAUCUCCAGGAAGCACCCUGGCUCAACAGGCACAUACCAGAGAUCUAAUGAGGCUUUGUGAAAUGUACUCAUUAAACCAACAGAUAACUGAUCCCACUAUAAAUUAAAAUAUCCUGGAUUUGAUAUUCACAAACAAGGAACUAAUCAGAGACAUAACAGUUACAAAGACAGUAUACAGUGGACCCUCGACUAACGAUGUUAAUUGGUACCCGAGUACGAAUAUCGUUAGUCGAGUUUUUUUAGCGUUAGUCGAGGCAACAUGUUAGCGUUAACAUGUAUCGUUAGUCGGAUUUAACGUUAGACGAUGCCAUCAUUGGUCGAGGGUCCACUGUACUCUGAUCACAACAUCAUAGAAGUUCAAACGAGUAUUAACUUAGGGUUAGGGAACUGCGUCACUAAUGUUAGAGAUGGGAUGCUCAGUAAGUUUAAUUUUAACAACCAUAGAAUUGACUGGGAAAAAUAAACCAAGAGCUAUCAGACAUAUCCUGGGAAGCAGACAUGAGCACCCUAAAUCCCCACCAGUGCCUAGAGAAGAUGAAUAGAGAAGCAUACAAGGUAUGCAUGAAGCACGUACCAUUGAGGAAACCCGGAAGAAGAUCAGAUAUAGAGAGAGAGCAUAGGAGUUGGUACAGAAGAAAAUGGGUUACUGAAUUGCUGAAAAACACAAAUAUGCUUCAGCAGAGGAAAGACAGACUUAGACAAGAGAUCACUGAACUAGAGCAAAAACUCGGGAUGUCAUACCUAACAGGAGAAGUACAGUGGACCCCCGCUUAACGAUCACCUCCAAAUGCGACCAAUUAUGUAAGUGUAUUUAUGUAAGUGCGUUUGUACGUGUAUGUUUGGAGGUCUGAAAUGGACUAAUCUACUUCACAAUAUUCCUUAUGGGAAAAAAUUCGGUCAGUACUGGCACCUGAACAUACUACUGGAAUGAAAAAGUUCGUUAACCGGGGGUCCACUGUACAAAGGAAACAAAGGGUCAUACAGGAGAUUGCAAGAAACCCAAAGUAUUUCUAUUCCUAUGCAAAAUCCAAGCUAAGAACGAACUAUAGAAUUGGACCACUACUGAGAGGAGACUCGUAUACUGAAGACGAACAGGAAAUGAGGGAAAUCCUUAAAGAACAGUAUGAGUCAGUGUUCAGCAACCCACUAAAUGAUAGCAAGGUAGAAAAUGCAGAAAUAUUUUUCACUCCAGAAGAAGGCCACGCAGACCAACUAUGUAACUGACAUUAGUACAAAUACAGUGGUUCCUCGUUUAUCAUCGUUAAUCCAUUCCUGGAAGUGCCACGAUUAUUGAAAUAGACGAUUUUCGAAUAAAUUUUCCCCAUAAGAAAUAAUGUAAAUACAAUUAAUCCGUUCCUGACACCCAGAAGUAUUAAAACAAAAAAUUUUUUUACAUGAAAUAUAGAUGUAGUACAUAAACAAUACAAUGGGACAUGAUGAAUGAAACAUUAACAGCAUAACACUUACCUUUAUUGGCGAUUCUUCUUAGUGUAUGGAAGACUGGAGGAGGAGAGAGAUUGGAUUAGUUGUUACUAUUUGGAAGGGGAAUCCCCUUCCAUCAACACCUCAGGUACCAAGUCCUUUUCUGGGGUUACAUACUUCUCUUCUCUGUUUUUGACAUACUAGAACGCCUAAAUUCUAGCGCCCUCAAAUCUAGUGAGAGAAAGCUGGUAGGCCUACAUAUGAAAGAAUGGGUCUAUGUGGUCAGUGUGCGUGGUAUAAAAAAAUCCUGCAGCACACAGUGCGUAAUGAGAAAAAAAAAACUUUGAUCGUGUUUUUGGAUUAAAACAGCGACUUUGCACUGUAUUUUCGUAUGGUAUUUAUUGUUGUAUUUUAGUUUUCCUGGUCUCAUUUUAUAGAAUGGAAGACAUAUUACAGAAAUUGAGAUGAUUUUGACUGGUUUUACAAAGAAAAGUACCUUGAAAUUGAGCUCAAAGUAGCAGAAAUGUUCGAUUUUUACCAAAGUUCAAAAGUAAAUAAAUCAUGCUAUGCUUUCAAUACACAUCAGCUGGUGAGUCUAAUAUUCUUUCACAAGUGCACUGAUAUUAUUUAUACCAUUUCUACACCAAUGCAGUAGUCUGCAUAACAGUAAAUCUUCUAUUUUUUUGUGAAAAUAAAAAUUCAAAGUGGAAAGCAAAUGAAUGUAAGAGGGGCAUGGGGACGUGACUAAUGAACAGAGGAAAUGUUAUUUUAGUGCCAGGAAUGUCUUUCUUGUUUAUUCUGAACCCUAUUCGGAAAUUGGCAUCUUUUGAAAUUUGUGUGAAAUUGGCAAAAUUGCUAAAUUCUGACCACUGUAUUGGAUAGUUGAAAUCGGUAAAUGGGUUGUUUCUUGUACUCAUUCGAUAGAAAAAAUGGAGUUCUAGUGAAAUACAGUGGAACCUCAAAAAUUGAACUGCUCCCAACACGACCAAUUAUGUAAGUGUAUUUUUGUAAGUGCUUUUAUAAGUGUAUUUUUGAGGGUCUGAAAUGGACUAAUCUAAUUUACAUUAUUCCUGAUGGGAAUAAAUUCAUUCGGUAAAGGCACUCGAACAGCCUUCUGGACCGAAGAAAGUUCGAUGUUUGAGGUUCCACUGUAGUUAUGAUUUUUGUCGACAAGUACACUGGAAUUGGCGGAAAAAUAGGGCUCAAAGUGGGCAAAAUCACCGAUGCAUAAACAUCGUUGAGACCGCUAACUUCGCAAGAGCAUAAUUCCGUAAGUUUUCCAUCAAAUUUCAUACUUUUGGUGUCAUUAUGAUCAGGAAAUGAUUCUCUAUCUUUUCAUAAGAGAAAAUAAUUUUCUUUUUUUUUUUUAAAUUUGGUCGACCCUGAGAACAAGUCUCUGAGAGGGCCUGUCGACCCUGAAAGGGUUAAUGCCACUAGGACCAGCUUGAGAGUCACUGGAGUCCUGUCUCGCAUAAAAAAAGUGUCCAGAGAGCUCUGUUUCAGGUGUCUCUUUAAAACUUCCUUAAAAUGGGUCAAGACUCUGUCACUGUGCAAGUUGCCGAUAUGGCUUGCAACAUCCUUCUCAGGGUGAUGUUUCUCCAUAAAUCUUUCCAUCCUACCCCACAUUUCAAAAAUCUCCUUAGUUUCUGAAGAAGGCACCUUCUUCCAUCACUCUUCCUCCUCUGCAGCAAGAUUCUGAGCUGCAAUCUGUUGCUGUUCCUGCUGAAGCUCUUGCAGCUCCUCAGUGGUUAGCUCUUCGUUGUGGUUCUCCAUCAACUCUUCCACAUCCUCCAAACUCACAUCCAACCCCAUGGAACUCCCCAAUGCCACAAUAGAGUUCACAACAGACAUAGGCUCAUCAGGGUUCAGCCACAAACCCUUCAAAAUCCCUCUUGUGGACACAAUCUGGCCACAAUUUUCUCCAAGCAGAGUUCAAAGUUCUGGUAGUCACUCCCUCCCAAGCCUUACCUAUAAGGCUUAUGCAAUGGAGAAUACUGAAGUGUUCUUUCCAAAAAUCUCUUAGGGUCAAGUGAGUGUCUGAGGUCACAUUAAAGCACCUUUGAAACAUUGCUUUGGUGUAGAGUUUUUUAAAGUUUGAAAUGACCUGCUGGUCCAUGGGCUGGAGGAGAGGAGUGGUAUUCAGGGGCAAGAACUUUACUGUGAUGAACCCAAACUCCUGCAGAAUUAGGUCAUCCAAGUUUGGAGGAUGAGCAGGUGCAUUGUCCAUUACUAGGAGGCACUUGAGAUCCAAUUUCUUUUCCAGGAGGUAAUUCUUCACACUAAGGCCAAACGCUUCAUUAAACCACUCGACGAAAAUUUCCCUCGUGACCCAUGCCUUAUUAUUAGAUCUCCAAAACACACACAAUUUACUAUUCAUAACAUUGUUUUUCCUGAACACACUGGUAUUUUCAGAAUGGUACACUAGUAACGACUUCACUUUGAAAUUCCCACUAGCAUUAGCACAGAACGUGAGCGUCAGCCUGUCUUUCAUAGGCUUGUGUCCUGGCAGUCCCUUUUCCUCCUGAGUAAUGUAGGUCCUCUUUGGCAUUUUCUUCCAAAAGAGGCCUGUUUCGUCACAAUUGAACACUUGUUCAGGUUUCAGUCCUUCAGCCUCUGUACUCCUUGAAUUCACUUAUGAAUUUUGUCCAAACUAGCAGCCUCACCAUGCCUUAUCACACUGUGUAUGCCACUACGGUUCUUAAAAAUCUCAAACCAACCUUUGCUGACCUUAAAUUCACAAAUAUUAGUACUCGUUGCAGGCAAUUUCUUUACCAGAUCAUCAUGCAACUGCCUAGCCUUUUCACAAAUAAUCGACGUCAUAAGACUAUCUCCUGCUAAUUAUUUCUCGUUUAUCCACACCAAUACAUGUCCGCCAUCACAAAUCCGGCAAUCAGUUAUUUGGUUCCUUCAGUUAUUCAGCACUAAUUUUGGCUAGCAUAAUUCCAAAUUUCCAUGGUCGCCACACCAACCUGCUGGUACUGUUUGGUGGCGCUACUUGCUGCAUAAGUCAUUCCAAUUUCUUUUUCUUCAUUUAUUGUUUUAACCUGCUUACUUUUAGCCCUAGCCAUGGUUCCAAUGAAUAAAAGAAAUGCUUCUCAUUAUGUAAAGCACCUACACAAUACAUUAUCCAUUAAAGAUAAGGUGGCUUUGAAGCCACUGUCGGUUGCCAUGAGAUAAGUCUCAUGAAGCAGGAGAAUAUGCUUUAUUAUUACGCUAAUAUCAACACUACAGCUUAUUUGCCUAUCACAAUUGAUCUAAUAUGACAUAAGAAACAAUAUAAAUGACAUAAAACAUGUUAAAUAUUCCAGAAUGAAUAAUAUUUGGCAUAACACCGAGCAGUUCGACAGAGUUAUGAAGAGGAUAUGGUAAACAAAUACCAUUCUCCUGUCCCUGUCUUGGUGGCUUAUAUUAGAGAAAACGGAGUAUAGCACAGGGCUAUGAUAUACACUCAUACUCCACCAUAAACAUGAAACAAAAAAGUUAUUUUCUCUCUAUAGAUUAUCACACAUAGCAGCAUAUGUGUAGAGAACCUAGGAUAACCCGAAAAAAGUCAAUGUGGCUUAUUUUUAGUACCUGGCUUGGAUUAGCCAUAUAUGAUUUUUGAUAAAUAUUCGAUUCCCAGCCAGGGUAGAAACAUUAGGCGUGUUUCUUUACACCUGUUGUCUAUGUUUACCCAUCAGUAAAUGGGUACCUGGGUGUUAGUCGACUAGUGUGGGUGUUAUCCUGGGACACUGACCUAAUUUUCUUGAAAUACUCAGCAUAACAAGUGCCUUUCUAUACAGUAGUAUGUCACUCGUAUUGUAGUGACCCUCGUAUUGUAGAUAGUCUUAAUGACCCUCGUGUAGUAGAUAGUCUUUUUAGUAUGAUAAUAAGAUGUUAUCUUCAUUAUACCUGGAGUUUACCUGGAGAGAGUUCUGGGGGUCAACGCCCCCACGGCCCGGUCUGUGACCAGGCCUCCUGGUGGAUCAGAGCCUGAUCAACCAGGCUGUUACUGCUGGCUGCACGGAAACCAACGUACGAGCCACAGCCCGGCUGGUCAGGAACCGACUUUAGGUGCUUGUCCAGUGCCAGCUUGAAGACUGCCAGGGGUCUGUUGGUAAUCCCCCUUAUGUAUGCUGGGAGGCAGUUGAACAGUCUCGGGCCCCUGACACUUAUUGUAUGGUCUCUUAACGUGCUAGUGACACCCCUGCUUUUCAUUGGGGGGAUGUUGCAUCGUCUGCCAAGUCUUUUGCUUUCGUAGUGAGUGAUUUUCGUUUGCAAGUUCGGUACUAGUCCCUCUAGGAUUUUCCAGGUGUAUAUAAUCAUGUAUCUCUCCUGCCUGCGUUCCAGGGAAUACAGGUUUAGGAACCUCAAGCGCUCCCAGUAAUUGAGGUGUUUCAUCUCCGUUAUGCAUGCCGUGAAGGUUCUCUGUACAUUUUCUAGGUCAGCAAUUUCACCUGCCUUGAAAGGUGCUGUUAGUGUGCAGCAAUAUUCCAGCCUAGAUAGAACAAGUGAUCUGAAGAGUGUCAUCAUGGGCUUGGCCUCCCUAGUUUUGAAGGUUCUCAUUAUCCAUCCUGUCAUUUUUCUAGCAGAUGCGAUUGAUACAAUGUUAUGGUCCUUGAAGGCGAGAUCCUCCGACAUGAUCACUCCCAGGUCUUUGACCUUAUUAUAUUAUAAUAAUAAGGUAACAGGACCCCAAUGGAAAUAAGUCACUCUGUCUGACUUUUUUGGGUUAUCCUAGGUUCUCUACACAUAUGCUGCUAUGUAUGAUAAUUCUACGUAACUGUAUUUGUGUGUACCUGAAUAAACUUACUUACUUACUGAUGUCAGCUAGGCCUGUAUACCUUGUACAUGUACGUGUAGUAAAUAAAGAUAUUAUUAUUAUUAUUAUUAUUAUUAUUAUAUUAUUAUUAUUAUUUUCUCAUUUGUUUGUUUUGUUAUCUUAUUCAAACUUGGGCAAUGUAUGAUGGAUAGAUACUUCUUCACGUACACCAAAAAUGAAAGAAAUCAGACCAUAAAUAGCGGAGUUCACUUCUCAGCCAUUAGCGGCCGCUUAGCGGUAUAUUUUUGUAUGGUUGUUAUGGUUAUAUUCUCAUUUUUUCGGUCUCAUUUGAUAGAAUGAAAGAUAUAUUACAGAAAUAGAUAUAAUUUUGAUUGCUUUCGUGAUGAAAAGUACCUUGAAAUUGCGCUCACAGUAGUGAAAAUGUUCUAUUCUUUAGCGAAGCUCAAGAAUAAACAAAUGACAUCACCGUCCAAUACCUGUCCACCUGCCAGUCCAAAUUCCAGUACAGAGUCAAGAAUGGAUUGACAUUGUUUAUACAAUUAUUACAAUAAUGCAGUAGUCUGCAUAACAGUAAGUAUUUUUUUUUUUUUUGUGAAUAAAAAUUCCAAAUGGUAAGCAAGAGUAAUAUAAGAGUGGCCUGUAGCUGUGACUAAUGAACAGAGAAAAUGUUAUUUUAGUGCCAGUAAUGUCUGCAUUGUUUAUUCUGGACCCUAUUUUGAAAUUGGCAUCUGUUGAAAUUUGUGUGAAAUCGGCCAAAUUGCCAAUUUCUGACCACUUUAUUGAGUAGUUGAAAUAAGUGAAUGGGCAGUUUCUUGUACUCAGUUGACAGACUAGAAGUAAAUAAGUUUAUUCAGCUAUACACAAAUACAGUUACAUAGAUUAUCAUACAUAGCAGUGUAUGUAUAGAGAACCUAGGAUAACCCAGAAAAGUCAGACAAAGUGACUUAUUUCCAGUACCUGGCUUGGGCUUGCCAUAUAUGAUUUUUGGUAAAUAUUUUUUUUCUCCGUUGUUUGUUGGGCUAUCUCAUUGAAACUUGGGCAGUGUAUGAUGGAAAGAUGCUUCUUAAUGUACAACAAAAAUAAAAAUGACGGACGGUAAAUAAGGGAGUUCACUUCUCAGCCAUUAGCCGCCUCUUUGCAGUAUAUUUUCGUGUGUUUUUUUUUUGGUUGUAUUGUCAUUUUUUGGACUCAUUUGAUAUAAUGGAAGAUAUAUUACAGAAAUAGACAUGAUUUUGAUUGCUUUCAUGACGAAAAGUACCUUGAAAUUGAGCUCAAAGUAGCGGAAAUGUUCGAUUUUUGCCGAUGUUCAGUGAACUGUGUAAGUCAGGUUGGUUAAUUUUAUUAAGUGUAUUCUAACUUAACCACUCUGUAAUUUGGCAAACUCAGUAAUCCGGCACACUAUAGGUCCCAAUGAUGUCGGAUUUGUGAUGGAGGACCUGUAAUAACUUCUCAACAUCUUCAAGUACUGGUGAUCUCAUUUUUGUCAGCAUAUUUACCCCCUUUGCAACAACAGCUUUCUUGAUUUCCUUUUUCUUGGCCAUGAUGGAAGAUAUGGUUGUAUGGGAUUUGUUAUACAUCCUGGCCAGUUUGGCCACACGUAUGCCACUUUCAUAUUGUUCAAUGAUGUUUUUCUUAAAUUCAGUUGUAUUUCUCACCUUCUUUACCAAAGGCUUGGCACUAGGAGCUUUCUUUGGAGCCAUGGUAGCUUAUUUAGUACUUGCAAGCACUAAAAUGAAUGGAAUAUUAUGAAAUAUUUCGUAUGAACAAGUGAGGGGACCGUUGCUCACUGGUAAACAAUGGCACACUGGCUGGGAAGGGAGGCCGAGGCGGCUCAGAGCCGUGAGUAUGCGUCCAGGAUGAACGACGAUUAGCGAGUCAACCGACCAUUUGCAAGCCAAUGUUUGGACGAAAAUAAUGCGACAAUUUCCGAAAAGGACAACUAUCGAGCCUGACAAUUUUCGAGGGACCACUGUAUAUACCUGGAAAGUACUCGAGGGCCUGGUCCCAACUCUGUACACUGCCACUGUACACUGGAGUGAGAGAUAUGGGAGGAAGUGCAAAAUUAACCCAGUGAGGAGCAGGGGUGCAGUGGGGACAAAAAGGGAACACUGUAUCAACAUCCGGGGUCCCAGACUAUUCAACAUCUUACCAGAAGGCAUCAGAAACACAGCUGGAACAAGUGUAGAAGCCUUCAAGAGAAAACUAGACAAGUGUCUUCACCAGGUGUCAGAUCAACCAGGCUGUGAUGGAUAUGUGGGAAGUGGGCCACCAGCAGCAACAGCCUGGUUGACCAGGCAUGCACCAGAUGAGGCUGGCUCAUGGCCAGGCUCAGGGAGUAGACAAACUUUCGAAACUCUUCGAAGGUAUAUAUCAAAAGUAUACGGCACCAACAGUGAAAGGGUAACACCCUCAUAUAACCUUGGUAAAAUUAACUUAACAUUAUUUAGCUUAAUCCUACCAAACCUGUCUUGAGUCACUCUAAAAUUAGUGUUUUUAACCCUCUGACUGUUUGUGCCACAUAAAUACGUCUUACACGCCACUGUUUCUGACGUAUUUAUACGCAUAAAUUCUAACGGUUUCAAAUCAAGCAGGAAAGGCCUGGUAGGCCUACAUGAGAGAGAAUGCGUUUCAGUGGUCGGUCGGUGUGCACCCUGUGAAAAAAAUCUGAGACUCAGCGGUGCAUUGCGGGAAUGCCAUCUUGGUAGUCCAUUUUCACCAUGCCUCGCGGUAAGAAGCUCCUCACUCCUCGGCGGAUUGGAGGUCUUUUGUUCUAACAACGAUGAAAAUGUCAGUGACAGUGAAUUCCAGGGUUUUCAAGUGAGUGUGACCAAAAAAGUGCCCAGGAUAACGUAAUUAGUGAUGAAAAGCCAGAUAACCCACAACCUUCCACCUCUGGUGCUGGGCUGGCUUGUUCACGUUCACAUUCACCUGUACCAGGAUGAAAGAGGAAACUAUUUGGUCGUGUACAAUACCCAGAUGUUAGCAGUGAAUAUGAUAGUGAUAGUGAUUUCAAGGUCAUUGAAAGCAGUUCUAGUUGUGACAUUGAGGGUGAAUAUUCCCCAGUGAAGCGGCAGUAUGUACGACAUAGCAUGCAGUCUGGUAGUGUUUCAUAUGCUGUUCCAAGGGGAAGGAGAAACUCUGGGAGCACAUCCCGUGGCCCUACACCACGACCUGAUAGUGAAGAUGACGAUAUUGUUACAAUGGGUAUGAAUGAUGUGAGUGAGGGAACAGGCAGUGGUGGUGAUAGUGAUGGUGGCACGACCCAUGUGGCACCAGCAGCAGGCCACGCUACUACCCACGCUGCUGACUCUGCACAACAACAACCAGCCUCACCCGACCCCACACUUCCACAACCUACACAACCACAACCUACACAACCACAACCUGCACAACCACAACCUGCACAACCACAACCUGCACAACUACAACCACAUUACAAAUAUCCAGAACCCACCAGCAGACUGCAUCUGGGAUUGGCAGGAAGGUGACGAGUUUGUUCCCAGUCCCCAUGACUUUGAUGAAACACAAAGUGGAAUAAAGCCAUCACGUCCACUUGGGAACAAUGCUAGUGAACUGGAAUGCUUUGAGUUAUUCUUCGAUGAACCCCUGAUGGACAUCAUUGUCAGGGAAACCAACACAUACUAUGAAUACACCAUGGCAAAUACAAUUCUCUCACCAAGAUCACAGCUACACCAGUGGAAGGAGACAACUGUGGCAGAGAUGUACCUGUUUUUUGCCACAAUAAUGCUUAUGCCACAUGUGUAUAAGCACACUGUCACCACAUACUGGGCAACAGAGUGUCUGAUUUCAACUCCACGUUUUAGUGACAUUAUAGGUGUCAAUCAUUUCCUGAUACUGUUACAUAUGUUACACUUUUCAGACAAGACCAGGCCUGACAGAACCGACAGGUUAUAUAAGAUCAGAAAUGUGUUUAUGUACAUGAAACAAAAGUGCUGCAUGUAUUUUAAUCCCCUCAGGAAGCUUGUUAUUGACGAGUCCUUGAUUUUAUUCAAAGGAAGACUCUCAUUCAAGCAAUAUAUACCAAGCAAGAGGAAAUGCUUUGGUAUAAAGUUAUUUGUACUGUGUGAUUGCAGAAGUGGUCUAGUUUUGGAUAUCAUUGUGUACACUGGCAGUAAAACUUUGAGAGAUACCAUGAAGUUAUUGGGUAUCUCUGGUGAUGUGGUUAGAACAAUGAUGGAACCAUAUUUUGGUAAGGGGCAUAUGUUAUUUACUGAUAACUGGUACACAAGCCCCUUAGUGAUUUCUUGCGAGUGAACUUGACAGACGUGUGUGGCACAGUGCGUGGAAAUCGUAAACAUAUGCCAAGGUUCAACGCUGGCACUCGCAGAGGUGAGGUGCAAGCCUUUGCUGCCAAUGACAUCAUGCCAUUUCGGUGGCAUGACAAACGUGAUGUCACAUUGUUGACAUCAGUUCACCCAAACGAAAUGGCACACAGUGGCAGGCACAACAGAGAGACCAAUGAACCCAUUCUAAAGCCUGCAGCUGUCAUAGACUACAGCCUCAAUAUGCGCUUAGUGGACAAAUGUGACAUGCAGAUUGGGUUUGCAGAUUGUGUAGGCAAGAGUUAUAAGUGGUAUAUAAAACUUUUUCCAUCUUGUUGAUACAUGUAUCUCCAUGCUAAAUGCUUAUAACAUACACAAGUUAAAGACCAACAAAACACCAAAAUAUGAUGAAUUUUGUUUGUCAGUAAUCAGACAAAUAAUUGCAAAGUACCAAGGAGCAACACCUGCAAUAGACCAGCGCCCACGAAAUUACCAACACACGCCAUCUCGUUUCAGGCCUGGUGAUCACUACCCUAUACAACUGCCUCCUACUACUGCCAAGAAAAAUGCUCAGAAGAGGUAUUAUGUAUGUACACAUACCACAAAAUGCCCACAAACACACAGAGACACUCGUUUUAUGUGUGAGGAGUGUCAAUUGCCACUCUGCAUAUACCCAUGUUUCAAAGAGUUCCACAAGCUGCAGCAGUUCUAGGAACGUGUUCAGUGACUGUACAUAUGUAUAUAUAUUAUGGAACAAUAGUAAUAAACAUUGUUUUGUAUUGUUUGUGUAAACAAAGUGUAUACACAAACUAAUAGCAAUAAUGUUUGUUCAGUUAUUGUGUUGUAAACAAUGAGUGUAUAUUUGAACAAUGCACCUUACAUUGGUCUCACAGGCCACAUAAGUUACUUGGAAAAGAAAAAUAUUGGAAAAUGCAAGAAAAUUUUGAAUUAGAGUAAAUAAAAGAAUACCGUGUGGGCGGCAGUCGCAGCUGUUGCCAUACGCACCUCACUUUCUGCAAACUUUGGGGCUCUAUAUCUUGGUAAGUACUGAUGGCAAAAAAUUUUUUUAGGCUUAAAACACUCAGAAAAAUAAUCCUAACAUUUUCAUAAGAAAAAAUAAUAAUUUUUUUUUUCGAAUAUUUUGCGACAUAGAAUGACAGUUUCAGAAAGGGGCCUGCGACAGUCAAAGGGUUAAUAGCAAUAUUGUGCUUAAGGCUUAUAAUUACAUUAAUUAGCUGGUAUCUAUAAACAACACCAUUUCCAAUUGUUAAUAAAAUCCUGAUAAAUAAUUUUUUAUUUAAAAGUUAUAAAAAUGGAAAAUAAAAAGUUAUAUAUAGAGAAGAAAUUAAUUCCUCCAAAAUAAAUAACAUGACUGCUUUUACACUAAUAAUACAACUGACUAAUGCUAACAGUAUACAGUGGAACUUAAUUAGCAAUGGGAGCAAAAUUCAUUAGGAAUCGUUUAACAACUCCAGGUCCAAGCCAAUGUGUAUGUCUGAUCCAGCAGAUACACACUGGUCACACUAAAACCCCACUCCCCAUCAUCCUCAAGUUUUAAAGAAGAGUAGAAAUUCGGUAGUAAUUUAACCAGAACUGUGUAUGUUACUACUGUAUACAGUAUAUGGAAGAGUGACUUAAUCCUUAAACUGUUUGUCACAUGGAGCUAUGUUGAUAGGAUCAGUGUCAGUGUAGUAAGUACAUGUAUGUGCAUAACUCAUAGCACCCUCACAUUUGUGUGGAGCAAAUUUUGGCCAACAUAUGAAAGAAUGGGUGUAAUUUGCCAACACAUGAAAGAAUGAGUGUGUGGUGAGUGCAGUAUGCAAAAGAAUCCUAUGCCAUGCCAUGCAUAAUGGGAACUAACCAUUGACCCUGCUUUUUGAUUAAAAUUAGAGGAUUUCAGGCAUUUAGCAUCCUGGUUUUAUGCUUUUUUUAUGUUUCUUGCUACAAAUAGGUAGAUUAGAAAACACGCUAGUGAAAUGGAGACUGAUUGGUUCAAGACCAGAAGUGGCCAGAAAUAGGUGUCAAAUUGGCAAAAAUGGUCAUUUUAUGUCAAAUUUCCUUAGAUAAGGUAGGUUCCCCUUACCCCAAUAUGUUUUAUGGAUUUUUACUAAGUUUAAUUUAAUUCAGUUAAUGGGAUGGCCUAAAAUAUGACCAAACAUUCUUGGUUAUGGUUUAUCAGUAAAGAAAUUGUGUGUGUGACAAUGGAUCCAAAGAUGAUAGGUAAUAAUUAGGAGAGGCCUGAGGACAUGAUUAAUGGACAGAGGUAAGGUUCUUUUAUUAGCUAAGAUGCCUACAGUAUUUGUUUUGGAUUCUACAAAUAGAAAUUUGUUCAGAAUAGUAUGCAAUUGGAUAAAUUACCGACUACUGGGUGCUUAAUAAGAGUUCCGAGUAUUGAAGGGGCAGUGUCUAGCAGUCACUGGGUAUGACAGAACAAUUAGUGAAACAGUUGUGAAGUGGGUCAGUUUAACCCUUUGACUGUUUACGCUGUAUAAAUACGUCUUACGCACCACUGUUUCUGAUGUAUAUAUAUACUCAAUAAUUCUAGUGGCUUCAAAUCAAGCGGGAGAAAGCUGCUAGGCCCACAUGUGAGAGAAUGGGUCUGUGUGGUCAGUGUGCACCACAUAAAAAAAAUCCUGCAGCACACAGUGCGUAAUAAAAAAAAAAUACUUUUUUUGGAUUAAAACGCCGACUUUGAGGUGUAUUUUCGUAUAGUAUUUAUCGUUGUAUUCGCAUUUUCAUGGUCUUAGGUGAUAAAAUGGAAAACAUAUUACAGAAAUAGAGAUGAUUUUCAUUACUUUGACGAUGAAAACGACCUUGAAACUGAGCUCAAAGUAGCGGAAAUGUUCGAUUUUUACCAAUGUUCAAGAGUAAACAAAUCACACUACAUGUCCAAUACACGUCAACAGGGGAGUCUAAUAUUCUUUCACUAGUGCACUGAUAUUAUUUAUACCAUUUUUACAAUAAUGCAGUAGUCUGCAUAACAGUAAAUUUUGUAUUUUUUUGUAUAAAUCAAAAAUCAAAAUAGAAAGCAAUAAUAAUAUAAGAGGGGCCUAGAGAUGUGACUAAUGAACAGAGGAUAUGUUAUUUUAGUGCCAAGAAUGUCUACCUUGUUUAUUCUGGACCCUAUUUUGAAAUUGGCAUCUUUAUUAAUUUGUAUGAAAUUGGCCAAAUUGCCAAUUUCUGACCACUAUAUUGGGUAGUUCAAAUUGGUAAAUGGGCGGUUUCUUAUACUCAGCUGAUAUAUAAAAUGGAGUUGUAAAGAAAUAGCUAUGAGUUUGGUCAACUGGAACAACGGAAUUGGCUGAAAACAGGGCUCAAAGUCGGCGAAAUCGCCGAUACGCAUAUGUCGCCGAGACCGCUAACUUCGCAGGAGCGUAAUUCCGUGAGUUUUCGACCAAAUUUCGAACUUUUGGUGUCAUUACCAUCGGAAAAAGAUUCUCUAUCAUUUCAUAAGAAAAAAUAAUUUUUUUUUUUUUUUCAAAAAUUUAUCGACAUAGAAUGAAAGUUUCAGAAAGGGGCCUGUGACAGUCAAAGGGUUAAGCACUGAAAUUGGCCUAAAAUAGGCUUCAAAGUGGGUAAAAUCUUAAUUGCAUUAAGUCCUUCCUGAUCUCCAAAUUAGUGUGUAACUCCUAUUACAUCCAAUUUUCCAUUUUUUAUGUCAUCUUUAGAAUUAUUUCAGUGCUAUUUUAGAAGAUAAGUUUUCUAAAUGAUGACACAGAAUGAACUUUCAGUUUGGGAAUGGCCUGCAAUAUAAGGUUAAAACAUUUAUUAUAAUAGGAGGCAGCAACCACUGACACCAUUCAUACAUACCCAAACUGCUUAAUCUAAAAGAAAAAAAAAAACAUAUGUGAGAGUUGUAUUAUUUCCUUGAUUCAACUACUAUACAUACCAACAAGCAUAACAGUCAACAUUAUAUAUUACGUUUGUAAUAGGCUGAAUUUUGCCGUUGUUGUGACAAUAAAUUUACACUUUUAUUUUCUAUUU